Molecule: messenger RNA, 2312 nt
Organism: Photinus pyralis (common eastern firefly)
Lineage: Eukaryota; Metazoa; Arthropoda; Insecta; Coleoptera; Lampyridae
Product: beta-glucuronidase
Exons: 10
Coding region: 287-2218 (643 amino acids)
Biological process (GO): glucuronoside catabolic process; carbohydrate metabolic process
Molecular function (GO): beta-glucuronidase activity; carbohydrate binding
Source: RefSeq, a predicted model, not a curated record
CAAAACUAAAAGUGUUUGAAGACCGUCUAGACGAUGUUGUCCGUUGAUACAAUGGAAUGGGAAGGACCACCCAUUUAAGCUACUCGCUAGUCUUGUAUCUUUUGUAUGCAACAUAUAUAAAGUAGUUGCGUGAUGUCGCCUUCCUUAUCGAAAACUCCAGCACAAUCAGUCUACCACAACAAGCUAGUGAUUGCACCACGCGGAGCGCGAAUUCUGUUUACGCGCGAGAAUCGAAAAGAAACCGCUGAAGGAAGGAUUACCGCACAUUGAAAACACUUACCAGACUAUGUUUACAAUCGCUCUGUUAAUAUGGACACUGAUAAUGGGCAUGGAUUUCGCGAUUUCUCCCGAGGGAAUGUUGUUUCCACGCGAAUCGGAAACGAGGGAAAUUCUGCGACUGGACGGCAUCUGGAAUUUUGCCGUGUCGCCGAUGCUCGAUCCUCUCGUCGGGUUUCGACAGUAUUGGUACAAGAACGAUCUCUCCAAGAUUGACGGUUUGGAAGUUCACUUGAUGCCCGUCCCUUCGAGUUACAACGAUAUCACAACCCGUAUGGACAUUAGGGAUCACGUUGGUUUGGUAUGGUAUGACAGGACAGUUUUCGUGCCGGAGUCCUGGGCCAAGGAGAAACGAGUCGUGCUAAGAUUUUCUUCGGUUUCCUAUGCGGCGCAAGUGUGGGUCAAUGGGAAGUUGGCAAUGAACCAUGAAAUGGGCCAUCUUCCUUUCCAGAAAGACAUCAGUCCCUUAUUAAACUUCGGAGGCAGCAAUAGAAUUACAGUCGCGUGCGAUAACACACUUUUGCAGGAUACGGUACCGCAAGGAGCGGUGCGCGAGGCUAACACGGAUCAAGGGAAGAAGUUGGUCCAAAGUUACACCUUCGAUUUUUUCAAUUACGCAGGAAUACACAGACCGGUGGUACUGUACACGACCCCCUUAGUGUACAUUGACGAUAUAACGGUACGCACCGACGUCAGUGGAACAACGGGCUUGGUUUUCUACAGCAUCGGCUACCCCUUAAAUAAUAACGUAACCUGCAUCGUAAUACUACUAGAUAAGUUUGGCAAUAAAGUCGCCGGGGCGGACGGCUUUGGUGAAGGUGCGCUCAAAGUGCCCGACGCCAAUCUAUGGUGGCCUUACAUGAUGCACAGCGAACCCGCUUAUCUCUACACCCUCCAGGUCGAAUUGCGCAACAUUCAAGGUGAACUAUUGGACAUCUACAGGCAGCCCAUCGGUAUCAGAACAAUUUCGUGGACAAACACCAGCCUAUUAUUGAACAAUCGACCGGUAUACUUCCACGGUUUCGGCAGACACGAGGACGCCGACAUUCGCGGCAAGGGUCUCGAUCUUCCCACCGCUAUCAGGGACCACAACCUGAUCAGAUGGGUGCAUGGAAACGCCUACCGAACAUCGCACUACCCUUACGCCGACGAGCUCAUGGACUUGGCGGAUCAGUUCGGAAUAAUGAUCAUCGACGAAUGUCCCAGCGUCGACACGGACGCAUUUUCAUAUCGUCUGUUGGAAAAGCACAAGGAUUCGCUGAGCGAGCUUUACAGGAGGGAUAAGAAUCAUCCGAGCGUGAUCAUGUGGUCAAUUGCCAACGAACCAAGAACUCAAACCGAGACUGCCGGACAAUACUUUGGGGAAGUUGCCAAACAUAUCAAGGAGCUAGAUGAUACACGGCCCAUAACUAUUGCAAUCGCCAGAGGUGUCAAUGAAGACAAGUCGGGUUUCCACCUUGAUAUUAUCAGCUUUAAUCGAUACAACGCUUGGUAUCAAUCUCCUGGACGCCUCGACAUGAUUGUCGGUAACAUCGUGGACGAAGCCACCGCGUGGCACAAGAAGUAUAACAAACCAGUAUUAAUAUCAGAAUAUGGAGCGGAUACCAUGGCUGGAUUGCACAUCCUUCCCGAUUACAUAUGGUCCGAAGAAUACCAGGUGGGUGUACUAUCGGAUCAUUUCAAGGCGUUCGACAAAUUAAGAGCAAAGGGCUGGUUCAUAGGUGAAUUCGUAUGGAAUUUUGCCGAUUUUAAGACUGCUCAAACUUACACGAGAGUUGGAGGAAAUAAAAAGGGUAUUUUUACGCGAGAUCGUCAGCCCAAAGCGGGCGCUCAUCACUUACGUAAACGCUACAGUCUAUUGUCUGCGGAAUUGUACAACAUUAGUAUACCCAGCGACUUAUAUCAAUAUUUAGCUCUGCCCGUUGCUCGUGAUGAACUGUGAUAAAUUCUAUAUCUGUUUAAUUAUUAGCGUGUAAUUUUUUGACUAAGUGUUCAUUUUAAGUAUUAAAAUAAAUGGAGUCCUUGUCGGAUAGUAA